UGUAGAAACUAUUUUUAAAAGAUAUGUUAGUUUUUAAAAAAAUUGAAAGCUACUAUGGACUCAAUGGAAAAUACCCCAUCAAAUUCUUUCUUUAACAGUAAUCAUUUUGAAUCUAGGUGUAUCAGAAAAUUGCUGUUCUAAUGACUGACUGGGAAAAUUAUAGAACAAUGACUCACUACAAUGAUGCUUUGUUAUUAAAGCUCUUUGCUUUCGAAUUUGCUAACAACUAUGGCCCCCUAUUUUACAUUGCGUUCUUUAGAAAGAACCAUAAAGAUUUUUUUAACUCAAUUGGCCUCCCUGCUUUGGAAGACAGCUGCAGAGAGACGAACACUUGCAUGUCAGAACUCAGCUUACAAAUCCUUACUCUCAUGAUCAUCAAACCAUUUCCCAAAUAUUUAAAGGAUUUGAUACAACCAUGGUUGAAAAAUAUUUUCAAUCGCCUCAAGAAACCCAAAGAAAAAUCUUCAUUACUGCUGAGUGGUGGCACUAAACUGGACAAUGAUAUUUUCAAGGAGUAUAGGAAGCCAGACCUUGGGGACUUCACGUUGGUGGAAUACACUGAAAAAGUCAUUCAGUAUGGGUUCCAGAUGCUUUUUGCCAUCUCUUUCCCCCUUGGUUCACUCUUUUUCUUCAUAACCAUUUUAUGUGACAUACAUAUGGAUGCCAAGUGCCUUUUGAAAGUCUGCAAACGCCCCAUUGCUUUCAUGGCUCAAGAUAUCGGUCACUGGUUCACCAUAUUAGAUAUGAUAAAUCAAAUAGCUGUGGUGACCAACGCCGUCAUAAUCGCCUUCACAACAGAAUUUGGGAAGGAACGCCCUCUGUCCCAACAGCUUGCCAUCAUCCUUGUAUUUGAGCACGUAGUGUUUUUGGUGAAAUAUUUGCUAGCUACCUUCAUACCAGAUGUUCCUCAAGAUAUAAAACUGGCAAUACGAAGGGAGGAAUAUCAAAGAGAAAAAGCAAAUGAAACGUUAUCCAUCUACCUCAGAGUACCAUGAAGAUGAAGAUGAAGAUGAAGUUGCCUGUCUGGCAACUUAAUAUUUCCCAAACUAAACAAUGCCUUUAACUGUCAUCCUGCAAAUUUGAAAAAGCCGUUAUAACAACAAAUGCAUUUCUAUGGCACCUUUCCCAUUGGGAGGAUAUCCCAAGGCACUGGACAAUGAGGGGGUUUGCACCUGAGCUGUGGGUUGGGAUCAGAGAGGGGGUGAGAGCAAAGAUGAUUGACUUGAUUGCCAUAUUCCAUUUCCAGGCACUUCACUGUGAAGCCAGCUCAGCUGUAAGAUAAAGCUCCUUCAUAUUUUAAUCCCACAUAAACUUAAAGCAAAACUGAGCCAUUUCAUUUGAACACAGACACAGAUAUUAGCUGUGUUUCUUUCCUAAGAACAAAGUUUUAAUUAUAUGUAAAAUAAGCCUGUCGAAAUAUCAGUGUGUGUUUGAAGCAAAACUG
Messenger RNA from Callorhinchus milii (elephant shark), 1444 nucleotides. RefSeq names its product anoctamin-7-like. Gene Ontology annotation, molecular function: chloride channel activity. The record is from RefSeq and is a predicted model, not a curated record. Gene Ontology annotation, cellular component: plasma membrane. NCBI's taxonomy places the organism in Eukaryota, Metazoa, Chordata, Chondrichthyes, Chimaeriformes, Callorhinchidae. The transcript has 8 exons. Gene Ontology annotation, biological process: chloride transmembrane transport. Bases 141 to 995 code for a protein of 284 amino acids.